UGAUUCAUUUCAUCAUUUCAGUUCAUUCAUCUUAUCGGAAAAAGCAGCUGGAUUAAUUAUCUCGUGCUUCCCUCGUGGUCUGAUCUGGUCUUCCUCCAGCUGAAAUUUGCACUAUACAACCAUUUCCUGGAGGGGGGAAGGAUAUAGCAAACCGGAAAUGGAAUACAAAUAAUUAUCCAAAACAGACCGGAAAAGAUAGAAAAAAGUGUGUAAAUUUGUGUGUCUGUGCAUGGUUUUUUAUGGGAGAUGAUGAAAUAUUUACAAUGUACGGAUAAGUCGAGGAUUACUGUGAUGACGUGGCGAAAAAAAGUGUGCACCUGAUAACUUGACCACUCCUCCGGUCACUUCCUUCCUCCAAGGAACUUCUCGCCCCGUGUGGAUCUUCAUCAGUCUCUAAAGUGUGGUGCAGUGGUGGUGUCAUAUCUUAUCAAGAAAUCAAGUGAUUCUCAAUAAAUACAUAGAUAACAAUGAAUAACGGAACGGACAAAUCGUGGCCGCCACAUGUGGGCAUUGUCGCCCUCGAGAUCUACUUCCCCUCGCAGUACGUCGACCAAACUGAGCUCGAGGAAUUCGAUGGGGUUUCCGGGGGCAAGUAUACGAUCGGGUUGGGCCAGUCGAAAAUGGGGUUUUGCUCGGAUCGCGAAGACAUCAACUCGUUGUGCUUGACGGUGGUGAAGAAUCUCAUGGAGAAGCAUAAUAUUGGGUACGAGAAAAUUGGGAGAAUUGAGGUGGGCACGGAGACCAUUUUGGAUAAGUCCAAGAGCGUCAAGUCCGUCCUCAUGCAGCUCUUCGAGGCCAGCGGGAACACGGACAUUGAGGGAGUCGAUACCACGAAUGCGUGCUAUGGGGGGACCGCCGCUCUCUUCAAUUCGUUGUCGUGGGUCGAGUCAAGUGCUUGGGAUGGUCGUUACGCCCUCGUCGUUGCGGGAGAUAUUGCCGUUUAUGCGUCGGGCGCUGCUCGUCCGACCGGUGGGGCUGGUGCCGUGGCGAUGUUGGUUGGUCCCAAUGCGCCCCUUGUGAUUGAGAGAGGUCUUCGAGCUUCUCACUCUGCGCACGUCUACGACUUCUACAAGCCCGACUUGGAGUCUGAGUUUCCACGUGUGGAUGGGAAAUUGUCCAUCCAAUGCUACCUCUCCUCGCUGGACAAGUGUUACAAGCGAUUUUCAGAGAAGGCGAAGGCGAAAAAUUCCGAAACGAUUUCUCUCGAGUCCUUCGAUGGGAUCUUGUUCCACUCUCCGUACUGCAAAUUGGUUCAAAAGUCGUUGGCCAGGUUGCUUCUGAAUGACGCAAUUUCUCUCCCGGAGGCCGACGUGAAGAGCAAAUAUUCUGACUUGGAGUCUAUUCGAAGCGUCAAGUUGGAGGACACCUAUUUUGAUCGGGACGUUGAAACGAAGGUGGUUUCCAGCUCAAAGAAAAUAUUUGAAGGGAAGACGAAACCAUCGCUGCAUUUGGCGAAUCAGGUCGGAAACAUGUACACGCCGUCGGUUUAUGGUGGUUUGGUUUCUUACUUGGCGAGUAAAACGGAAGCUCAGCUCGUGGACAAUCGAGUGUGCGUGUUCUCUUACGGAUCUGGUCUUCAAGCUUCCAUGUAUUCAAUUCGAAUCUGCAAGGCGAACGGACAACUGACCAAACUUCUCGGUGGAAUUUCCGACGUCAACUCUCGCCUCGACUCUAGAAAGAAAAUUCAACCUGCUCUCUUUGAAAAAACCAUGACGCUACGACAAGAAGUUCAUCAUAAAGCUCCCUACGUACCCGUCGAACCGGUGGCUGACUUCUUUCCAGGAACGUACUAUCUGGAAAGUGUGGAUGACAUGCAUCGCCGAAAGUACACGCGAAAAAUGAAGUAAAAAAAGGUCACGGAUUCCUCUCCUGUGAUUCAAACCCGCACAAGAACAAAGCUGAUUUUCUUUCUAACAAGAAGAAAAAAGGUUUCGUUUAUAGUUCGGUAUACCGGUGCUAAUGUAUUAAUAUAUAGAAUAAGCUAGAAAAAUUAUAUAAUUAUACGCGACACAAAUUCUAUCAUGCCCAUUUCCACUGUAAUAGUUUUAAGUUAGUAAAAACGAAAAGUAUGUAAUUAAAUUGUUAUGUAGCAAAUUUUAACCUUUUCACGUUACAAGUUGUUUUUUGCUAUUAAAGAAAGAACCAAAGAAAUGGAAUGGAAGUGACAAAUAUCUGGUAGUAAAAUAAUACGGUGAGUUAGUGGAUCUGACAAAAUUCGAUUUGUUUAAAAAUUAUUGAGACAAGAAAUAUAUCAAUUUCUACAAAAUUCUAUUGUGAUUUUGAGCAAAUAAAUUGAUUGGCGAAUAAAAUUA
Messenger RNA from Folsomia candida, 2312 nucleotides. RefSeq names its product hydroxymethylglutaryl-CoA synthase 1. The coding region runs from base 468 to 1847 and encodes 459 amino acids. Gene Ontology annotation, molecular function: hydroxymethylglutaryl-CoA synthase activity. The transcript is spliced from 7 exons. Gene Ontology annotation, biological process: acetyl-CoA metabolic process. The record is from RefSeq and is a predicted model, not a curated record. NCBI's taxonomy places the organism in Eukaryota, Metazoa, Arthropoda, Collembola, Entomobryomorpha, Isotomidae.